AUGGAUGACAAGAAACCAGACACACCUUCGAAUCCCGACGAAAAUACGGAAACAUAUCCGAAACUUCCUUCACCAGUAAUUGCAAGAAGCUACCAUGCACUUAACGGCUCUACUAUAACCUCUCCUCAGAUAGCUUCUCUCCGUUUAAAACCAACUAAAAGUACCGAUUCCCUUACAAAUCAUCCCUUGCAGAAUUUUGACGAGGAAGAAAGUGAUGUGUUUUCUACCUGGUCGAGUCAACUGAGUAGAAGAUCUCCAUCAACGUCUUCAACUUCUUCCUCGUCGUCUUUACAACCAAAAUUUUCUCCAGUACCCGUGGACUCAGUAGGCGGUUUGAUGCUCACUAAACUUCGUGAAAUGAAUACGGUGAAUGCGGACUUUUCAAGUAUUGUGCAAAUGCUGAUUGCAAAAAAGGCAACACUCUUGCUCCCUGCGUCUGCCAUAAUGCCUUUCGAACAAGUUGAUCUGACUCUUCUUGAAGAUCAUGUGCUUGUCUCCCAACCAAGCGACGAUGGUCAUAAAAUAAUAACUUUAAGUGGUGUGACAGGUUUCAUUCAACAGGACACGUUAAAGACAAUCGGUUUAGUACCACCUGAACCACCUAUUUCCACAUAUAUUAAAGAAAAUUCAAAGACUCGCAAAUCAAUUUUUGACUCAAUUUUAAAACCUGCCGAUCUGCCUUAUGAUUGUCCGUCGAUUAAAGUUAUCAAUAAGGAUGUUGAUAUUCUUUUGCAAGGUAUGACCAUUCAAACAAUAGUAAUCGAAUCAUCUUUACGAGUCAAAGAAGUUGAAGAACGUAUUGCGACACUUGAGACAAGCAAAGAAAUAGAACUUAAAGUUGAAAGUGUUGAUUUACCUGAUUUACCGGAGAAUGUGUUAAAAGAAGUUAAUGGCUUUACCGGUGAAUACAUUAAGCUACCUUUGCAAGAUGAAGUCACAUCUGGUGAUAAAAUUCAAGGAUUUUUUGAUACAGACGAUGCUCUUGGGUCAAAAAUAGCUGCUUUAAACUUUUAUAAGUUAGGUCUUUCACAUCUUGGAGUUGAUGUCAAUCCACAACAAGAGCAUAUAGAUAUUGCCAUCCAAACAGCGGGCAAAGAAUUACAAAAUUUGGAUCAAGUUAAAGCACCGUAUGAGAAACUCAACAUCAUUAUUAGAUGUCACAGGAUUGUGGUUGAUGCACUUGAGAAAAAAUCACAAAACUCGCCAAAAAAUGAGCCGAAUGGUAUUAAAACCACUGUUCAAGAUGCUUCUGAAAAUGCUUCUGAAGAUGUUCCUGAAGAUGCACCUAAAGAUGCACCUGAAGAUGCACCUAAAGAUGCACCUGAAGAUGCACCUAAAGAUGCACCUGAAGAUAUUCCUGUAGUGCCAUUAUCACAGACACCAGAUUCGUCUGUGCCGAUACCUCCGCCCGUAUCUCCCAUGUCACCAACGCAAACUGCGCCAAAAUCUCCAACAUCUCCAACAUCUCCAUCAGAAGAAAAGACUAAUAAAUCUAAUGCGGAUGCGAUAUUUCCCUUGUUAAUCUUUAUUGUUGUUAAAUCCAAUCCUAAAAAAUUAAUUUCAAAUUUGAGGUUCAUGCAGAGAUAUCGAAUACGAAGUUUGCUACAUGGAGAAGCUUCUUAUUGCCUAACAAAUCUUCUUGCAAUUGUUGAAUUCUUGGGAAAAAUGGAUCUUAAUGAUUUCGGAUUACAAUCUGAUAAGCCAUUAAGUAUUGCCAAUGAGCAAAUACCUUCGACUUCAACCAUACCAACAGUCAUAGAACACAGGGUGAGUCGUAGAGUUGGACAGGAAAUUGUUGGCGUGGCUGACAGUGGUCUUAAAGUUAUCACGGGAGUCGUAGAUACUUCAUACAAGAUGAUCGGUCGUGUAUUAGGAUAUAAGGAGAACUCUACUGCAAAUUCCACAUCACCAUCAGCAGCAGAUAUUGGAAAAGAACAUAAUUUGAUACCAAAUACUACCAAUUCUACAGAAGAUAUAAAUACUGAACCAUCGGCAAAAAUUAUAGAGAAGGAACUAGCAGAAAUUAGUUCUGAUAAACAUGACACCGAAAAGAACUCUCAAAUUGAUGAGCCUAAAUCACUGACUGAGCGUUUGAUUCCUUUUAAUAUACUUACACGGUUCAGCAGCGAUCGCGUUCAUGCAGAAGAGGAAAAUAAAAAAGAAAAUGAAGAAAAUAAAGAAAAUAAGGGGAUGAUCAAUCAACAUAAUAAGAUAGCACCACCGAUUAAACGAUUUUUGGAUUGUUCGGACGAUGAAUUUCGUGCAAAAGAUGUACCAGAGCUCUUGUCUGAUUAUAAACGAUUGUCGGCUGCUAUUCAAGAACUUGGACUUUUUUCAUCUUGA
This is a messenger RNA of Dentiscutata erythropus, 2343 nucleotides long. NCBI's taxonomy places the organism in Eukaryota, Fungi, Glomeromycota, Glomeromycetes, Diversisporales, Gigasporaceae. The record is from the annotation of a GenBank genome assembly.